Molecule: messenger RNA, 1636 nt
Organism: Oryzias latipes (Japanese medaka)
Lineage: Eukaryota; Metazoa; Chordata; Actinopteri; Beloniformes; Adrianichthyidae
Gene: tmem116
Product: transmembrane protein 116
Biological process (GO): adenylate cyclase-activating G protein-coupled receptor signaling pathway
Cellular component (GO): plasma membrane
Molecular function (GO): G protein-coupled receptor activity
Source: RefSeq, a predicted model, not a curated record
GAUACAGCACUGUGAAGUCUCUAGCUCAGCUCCGCCUGGUAGGCGUGGUCAACAGGCCCCGCCCCAUAGCUGCAGCAUAAGUUCUGCUGCAGUUCCUGAUCCCUCAGACUGACCUCCACCUGCAGCAUGUGGCCUUCAGAGAGCUUCACCGGCGGGAACCAGACCAACACGACCAGAGCCCGGGACUGGACCGAGGUGUACCAGGUGGUCUGGGGGAUCCAGCUGGCCAUGGGGAUCCUCAGCAUCCUGGGUUCCAGCUCCAUCAUCGUCUGUCUGCUCACGCAGAGGCUGAGCAGGAAGCCGGAGCUGCAGCCUCUCUUCCUGCUCAGCGUAGCCGACCUGCUGCUCGCCGCCUGCUGGCUCGUGGGCGCCGUCCUCUUCUGUCUGCGCUGCGCCGUCCUCAACAGCCUCUGCUACAACCUGCACAUCCUGGAGCAGGUUUUCUUCAUGGCGUCUUUCUGCUUCACCCUGAACUACGUGUGGAACCUGUUCACGGCCAUCAGGGAGAAGUUCAACAGCUGCCAGAGCGGACACUCUGUGCAGGUCUCCAACCGAGUCAGCACCACGGCCAAAGUCAUCGCCGUCCUCUCCUGGCUGGGCCCGGUCCUCUUCAUGCUCCCCGUCUUCAUCAUGGGGAACAUGAGCGUCUGUCAGUCAAACUCCAGUCAGCCGUACAAGUGUCUGCUGAUGCACACUGACGCGCUCUACCGGACGGCGCACGGCCAUCAGCUGAGUGCGAGCUGCAGCGGGCUGCACACCUACCGCAUGGUGGUCUUCCUCCUCACCUUCCUCUUCACCCUCGUCAUCAUCACAGGGCUCGUCAUUAGAGCACGCCACUUCCACAUUCGGGCCGUGGCGUCCAACGGCAUCGUGGGCGCGGAGCAGCGUGUGGCUCUGCGGGUCCUGAACCAGCGGGUGGUGCUGUACCCGCUGGUGUUCGUCCUCUGCUGGGGUCCAGCGGUGGCGCUGGCCUUCCUGCGGGUGGCUAAGCCCUCCACGGGUCACGGCAGGGCGGCGGCCUUCCUCUACAUCGCUCAGGCCCUCACCUCCGCCUCUCAGGGUUUCCUCAACUGUCUGGUCUACGGCUGGACGACUGUGCCCCUGCGGCAGGUGGGUCUGACGGCGCUGUCCCGGGACGCCAACACUCAGACGCCGCUGCUGCAGCCUCAGCCGACCAGGAACUACAAGAGCCUGAGGGCCCUCUGCUGAGGAGAGGGGGCAGGGGGGGGGGGGGGGUUCUCUCAACCACAGGGAGGGCGGGAGCUUUCACUUUCAGAGGAGAGGACCGCAGCGGGGCAAAAAAAGGAACGGGGACGCUGGGGGGGGGGUUUCCACAGAGAGGAAGAGCUCCACAGAAACAGGAUUUGAAAAAGUCCUUGCAGGUGCCCCACCUGUGAGGAAGAGGAGCAGCGCCCCCGCUGGAGGCCCACUGCUCUGCAGGACGAAGGUUCCUGAGCUUCUGAAAGCUGAAGCUGCAGUUAGAGCUGCUUUUGUUUAGACAAACAAUUUAACUCACAUGUUCACUUCCUUCAUUUUAGAAACUUUGGUCUCAUUUAUUUCUCUGGAUGUUAUUUGUUUAGAUGCCCGUUACACCUGUAAGAGUUUUUUGUUUAAAUAAAGUUUAAAAUCCUUUUAA